GCACCCCCACCUUCCCACCACCCCACAGCCAUGCAGGGCGCCUGGGUGCUGCUGCUGCUGGGCCUGAGGCUACAGUUCUCCCUCGGCGUCAUCCCAGCUGAGGAGGAAGACCCAGCCUUCUGGAACCGCCAGGCAGCCGAGACCCUGGAUGCCGCCCAAAAGCUGCAGCCCAUCCAGACAACAGCCAAGAACCUCAUUCUCUUCUUAGGGGACGGGAUGGGGAUGCCCACAGUGACAGCUGCUCGGAUCCUCAAGGGACAGAUGAAUGGCAAGCUGGGACCCGAGACCCCCCUGGCCAUGGACCAGUUCCCAUACACGGCUCUGGCCAAGACAUACAAUGUGGACAGACAAGUGCCAGACAGCGCAGGCACGGCCACGGCCUACCUGUGCGGGGUCAAGGCCAACUACCAGACCAUUGGUGUGAGUGCGGCAGCCCGGUAUAACCAGUGCAACACAACAGGCGGCAAUGAGGUCAGCUCUGUGCUGCAACGGGCCAAGAACGCAGGGAAGUCAGUGGGCGUAGUGACCACGACCAGGGUGCAGCACGCCUCCCCAGCCGGCACCUACGCACACGUGGUGAACCGUGAGUGGUACUCGGAUGCGGACAUGCCCCCCGAGGCUCUGGAGGAGGGCUGCCAGGACAUCGCCGCGCAGCUCCUCUCCAACGUGGACAUCGACGUGGUCCUGGGUGGAGGCCGCAAGUACAUGUUUCCCAACGGGACCCCUGACCCCGAGUACCCUGGAGAGGCGGCGCAGAGCGGGGUCAGGCUGGACAAGAGGAACCUGGUUCAGGAAUGGCAGGCCAUGCACCAGGCUGGCCAGUAUGUGUGGAACCGGACGGCGCUCAUCCAGGCUUCCCAGGACGCCUCCGUGACUCACCUCAUGGGCCUCUUUGAGCCAGGGGACAUGACGUACGAGGUCUACCGAGACUCUGUGCAGGACCCGAGCCUGACGGAGAUGACGGAGGCGGCCUUGCGCGUGCUGAGCAGGAACCCCCGCGGCUUCUACCUCUUCGUGGAGGGGGGUCGCAUCGACCAUGGUCACCAUGCAGGCAGAGCUUAUCUGGCACUCAAUGAGGCCGUCAGUUUUGAUGACGCCAUCAGCAAGGCCGGCCAGCUCACAAGCGAGAAGGACACACUGACCCUCGUCACUGCUGACCACUCUCACGUCUUCACUUUUGGUGGCUAUACUCUGCGUGGCAGCUCCAUUUUCGGUCUGGCUCCUUCCAGGGCCGCAGACGGCAAGAGCUACACCUCCAUCCUUUAUGGCAAUGGCCCCGGCUUCGCCCUCAGCGAGGGCCUCCGGCCCAACGUCAGCGACAGCGAGAGUGGGGACCCCGAGUACAAGCAGCAGGCGGCCGUGCCCCUGACGUCCGAGACCCACGGGGGCGAGGACGUGGCGGUGUUCGCGCGCGGCCCGCAGGCGCACCUGGUGCGCGGCGUGCGGGAGCAGCACUUCGUGGCGCACAUCAUGGCCUUCGCCGCCUGCCUGGAGCCCUACACGGCCUGCGGCCUGAGCGGUGCGGCGGGCCCCGGGCUGUCUGGCGGCCCGUCGCUGGUCCUGCUGGCUGGGGCGCUGCUGCGGCUGCUGCUGGGGACCGUGUUGCCCUGAAUGCUUCUGGCCUCCACCAGGACCCCCGGACACCCGUCCCAGAUGCCCUACUCCAGUACUGGGUCACUUCCCACUAGUACUGGGUCCCCCCCAACACCCACUGAAAGUCUCCAGCCCCAGACCUCAGCGUCUUGACCUUCCCCUGCUGGCAAUAAAUGAGCUCAGCGCUACCCCCUCCUACAUCCCACCUCGGGAAGUGGCCAGAUGUGGGGCAUCCAUGAGGUGGCUUUCCUGAAGCAGGGAGGAUCUCCUGGGCUGCUCUGGACUCCAGCCCCCAACCGUGGCUGCCCAGGAAAGCCUCCUAGCACCUUGGGACCUGAGGCCUCUGGCACAUGGGUGGGGUGGGGGGCUCUCUGUGGUCCUGCAACUGGUCCUGUGUGAGCCUCUGGCCCAGGAAGCUGCUGUGGCUACUGCCUUUGAGAUGUUGACAUAAAGCCCAGGUCUGCCCCUUCGAUGCGCCCGGCGGUACCAUUACACAGAGCAGAUGGGGGCACAGGACGGAGAAGAGGCUUGUCCCCAGUCAGUGGGCUACUGAGAGAGAACCAAGGAACCACGGGGAAGCCGAGGGGCAGAUGGGGGGCCCAGAG
Artibeus jamaicensis (Jamaican fruit-eating bat) is the source of this 2198-nucleotide messenger RNA. RefSeq names its product intestinal-type alkaline phosphatase-like. The transcript has 11 exons. Gene Ontology annotation, molecular function: alkaline phosphatase activity. NCBI's taxonomy places the organism in Eukaryota, Metazoa, Chordata, Mammalia, Chiroptera, Phyllostomidae. Gene Ontology annotation, cellular component: plasma membrane. Gene Ontology annotation, biological process: dephosphorylation. The record is from RefSeq and is a predicted model, not a curated record. Bases 31 to 1611 code for a protein of 526 amino acids.